UCCAUUCAAGCCAACAAGUUUGGAGAGAAUGUUGAGUUCAAUCAAUUCAGAACGUCGAGAUGGAGCCCAAUUCAGUUCAGUGGGUCGGCUCUCCGUGUGGCUUACACGGACCUUACAUUUUCUACAAGGCUUUUCAAUUCCACCUUGAAGGCAGACCAAGAAUUUUGUCCCUUGGCGAUUUUUUCUUUGUAAGAUGUAAGCCAGAAGAUCCGAUUUGCAUAGCGGAGCUACAACUGCUGUGGGAAGAAAAGACUUCUAGGCAACUUUUAUCCAGCUCCAAACUUUAUUUUCUACCAGAAGAUACUCCCCAAGGCAGAAAUUGUGACCAUGGCGAGGAUGAAGUUAUUGCUGCUUCAGAGAAGGUAACAGUGAAGCUUGAAGACUUGGCAAAAUGGGCCCAGGCAGACUUCUCAAAAUGGAAACGUGGCCUCCGGGGUGAAGCCAUCAGACCCACAGAUCUGGGAAAGAAUGGGCAGAAGGAAGCACUGAGUAGGUUCAGGCAAUCCACACAUAACAGCGGGCUCAACUUUAAAGACAUUUUGAAGGAAAAGGCCGACCUUGGUGAAGAUGAUGAAGAUUCAAAUGUACUGAUCCUCAGCUAUCCACAAUACUGUCGCUAUCGUUCCAUGCUGAAACGCAUUCAGGGCAAACCGUCCUCUGUACAAGCAGACCAGUUUGUAUUAGCCCUUGGGGGCAUUGCUGUUAUCAGCAAAAACCCACAAAUCCUUUACUGUCGAGAUACGUUUGAUCACCCUACUCUUAUUGAAAAUGAGAGCAUUUGUGAUGAGUUUGCGCCAAAUCUUAAAGGCAGACCACGCAAAAAGAAGCCAUGCCCACAAAGAAGAGAUUCACUCAAUGGCAUUAAAGAUUCCAAUAAUAAUUGUGAAGGCAAAGCACUUGCCAAGGUAAAAUGUGAGGCUAAAUUGCCUUUGUCCAAAACCAAAAAUCACAACAACUGUAAAAAGGGCUCCAGUGAAAAUAAAUCAAAAGUUUCUGUAGGUGACGAAUGCAGAGAAGAUGAACAGGCAUUCCUUGUGGCACUUUAUAAAUAUAUGAAAGAAAGAAAAACACCAAUUGAACGAAUACCCUACCUUGGUUUUAAGCAGAUUAACCUUUGGACUAUGUUUCAAGCUGCUCAAAAACUGGGAGGAUAUGAAACAAUAACAGCCCGUCGACAAUGGAAACAUAUUUAUGAUGAAUUAGGUGGUAACCCUGGAAGCACAAGUGCAGCCACAUGUACUCGUAGGCAUUAUGAAAGAUUAAUCCUGCCAUAUGAAAGAUUUAUUAAAGGAGAGGAAGAUAAGCCACUACCUCCUGUGAAGCCUCGAAAACAAGAUAAUGUCACCCAAGAGGGGGAAAGUAAGAUGAAAUUGUCUGGAACAAAACGCAUAAAAAAUGAAAACCAAAAGAGCAAGAAAGAAAAAGACAAUGCACAGAAACUCCAGGAUGCACCUGAGGUUUCAUCAGAACAAGAGAAGGAUCAAGAAUGUCCAGACCAGAAAAGCUUAUCUGAACUUACUGUGGCAGAGGAGAUGAAGUUGUCUGUAGAAGGGUCCCAGCUUUCCCAGUCAGACAUAACUGAGACGAAAUCUUUGGAAAAGACGGACUUCAAGGAAACCAGCUCAAGCAAUGAGGAAGUCAAGGAAGAGGAAAUGCCACCCAGUGUUUCUUUUUCAAGUGUUUUGGUGCCCCCGGAAGAGGAGGUUGUCUUGGAUCCUGCAGUCGGGAAACUACCCAGUCCAUCAGAAGGCCACGAUGAGCCAAAGCAGGAAGAAAGAGCACCUUGUUUUGCUGACAAUUUAGAAAGUGAUACCCAUGAAAUUCCAUUUAAUAGCUUCCCCACUAUCCAACUCCCACUGCCGAGUCAAAAUGAGAUGGAAGACGAUAAGCUCCCUGAGAUGGCGGACUACAUUGCCAACUGCACUGUUAAAGUGGAUCAGUUAGGAAAUGAGGACAUACACAAUGCACUGAAACAGAGUCCCAAAGUCCUUGUCGUACAGAAUUUUGACAUGUUCAAAGAGAAAGAACCACCGAGUUCCCUUAACGGUGACCCUAGUUUUGGUUACACACCACUACUCUACUCCAAAGGCAACCCGGGCAUCAUGUCACCUCUGGCAAAGAAGAAGCUCCUGUCGCAAGUCAGUGGGGCAACCCUCUCAUGUAGCUAUCCCUAUGGCUCACCCCCACCAUUGAUCAGCAAGAAGAAGUUAAGCAGCAAAGAAGACCUGUUGUCAAGCAUGCCACAGGCUUCUCAUGCCCCUGUGAUGGACACUGUGGCAGUCAGCAGGCCGUCGGUGAUCCAGCACGUACAGAGUUUUAAAUCCAAGAAUUCAGAUGAUAGAAAGCCCUCUCAUGAAACGUACAGGCAUGAGACGCUGCUAAAGAAAGCAGAUUUGGAAUGUUGUGAUUUUUCCAAGCAGCACCUGAGUACUCUGGCUGAAUCCUAUGCACUGAAGUCAGAAAUCCAGGACAUGAAAGAGAGGAUGAGUGAGAAAAGGGCCCUGCACCACUCCCACAUGCCCAGCUUCUUGGCAGACUUUUACUCAUCUCCUCACCUGCACAGCCUUUACAGGCAAACCGAACACCACCUUAAUAACGAGCAGGCAUCGAAGUACCUGCCGCGAGACAUGUACAGAGAUACAGAGAACAUUUCAAUGUACCCUCAGCACAAGCACCAAGACAAACGUAACUUAUCCUAUCACCCGCCUUUGCAUCAGCAAGAGAAAAAGAGCCCCAUGGAAGCCUCGUCCGACGAUCAGCCGACAGAUCUGAGUCUCCCGAAAAGUACACACAAACAGACUGCCAAAACGCUGGCAUCUUCCCUCUUGCAUGCUUCAGGCGGACAGCCGGAGAGCAAAAGCCUUUCCCAGUUCCAAGCCUUGAACGGCCCCUCUCUAAGCCUAGACUGUAAUCCCAAAGCUUGCCGUGUUUCUCCAAUGACCGUGGCGGCCCCCAAGAAGCAUGGCGAGCCUCUCGUAAGGUCCAGCAAGCAGCAGAGCCUGAGGAAGAUGGAAGGCAUGGUCCACCCCAUCCUAAGCCACAAAAGCAAUGCUCAGACCAUCGGGGCAGCUCGGCCUCUGAAGCGCAGCCUGGAGGAUUUGGACAAAGCCAUUUCAGAAAAGAAGAUCCGAGCUGUCUCGCCCCUCCGCUUACCAAAGGAAGCCCCUGUGAAAGACAAGAGUCUCGAGCAAGAGGUGGAGGGCAGCAAACCGGUGCCUGGCCUACCUCCCAGUGGCAUGCUGGAGGGCCACAAAUUCCCUCUCCCGAGCCCCAUCUUCACAAGCUUGUACCCAGGGACUUUGUGCAGCGGCCUGAGCAACCGCAUCCCAGCUGGGUACUCUCAUCCUCUGCAGUACUUGAAAAAUCAGACUGUGCUUUCUCCGCUAAUGCAGCCACUGGCUCUCCAUUCAUUCAUGGUGCAAAGACAAUUCCUUACUUCCCCUGGAAAUUCGCAGCAGCUUUACCGGCACUUAGCUGCAGCAACACCUGUAGGCAGUUCGUAUGGUGACCUUUUGCACAACAAUAUUUAUCCUUUGGCUGCUAUCAAUCCUCAGGCUGCUUUCCCACCUUCUCAGCUGUCUUCUGUACACCCAAGCACAAAACUGUAAACCCUCCCUUAACAAUGACAACAAACUACAUUCCUUUAGCCUGUGAUGUCUUGCAAAAUUUAAAACAAACAAAAAAUCAAUAUUUGUGUUAACCAAUAAGCAGUUUGUCCCGCAUUGUUGAAUGCUUCAGAUUUGAUUGAGAAAAGACUGUUGUUUAGUUGGGCUUUGUUUUUCACCUAUGGCUCCCACGUCUACUCCUUCCGUGGCCGUGUCAUCUUGCACGAGAGGGUUUGGAAAGGAUCCAUCUCUUGCUGAAAAGAAUUGUCAGAGCAGAUCAUGUGGUAGGUUAGGCAUUGUUCCUGGCCUUGGAGAAAAAUACCUGUUUCUUCCCCCACCCCAAGUAGUGCAAGGUUUGCAGAUGAUCUGUGGAUGUUGCUUCUUCAAGUACCAUUUUGCUUCCUGAGUUUUCAGAAUUCAAAUCAAUGCAAUGUAUAGUAAAACUGCAUCGAGUUUCACCUUAACACUAUCAAAACGGGGGGGGGGGAACCAGUUAAAUUAGACUGUACAUAUCAGCUUCAAAAACAAAACAAAAAUGACCAGUGUCAAGUUCACUUGUACAAUUUGUAUAAGCCCUUCUUUUCAACUUAUCCUACACUUUGUUUUGUUUUAAAUUAAACAGUCUCACUUUAUCUGCUACUUAUUUUAUUUUAUUUUUUUUGGUAAAAGAAAAAAAAGGCUUUGGCUAUUGAGGGCUUUUAAAAUGGUGUCUAGGUUGCCCCCUCCCCUUGUUUCCCUUCUGCUUAUGUCAUUGUUUACAAAGCAAAAGCAUCCAUUUCCAAUGAACCUUUCUAAUGGAUAGAAGCACUGGUAUAGCUUACUCCUAACAUCACUUCCUUCUCCAGCGACCUGGGGCUGAAAAGUACUGAGCCAUCUCCUUACCCAUCAGAACGGUUCUUUCAAUACAUUGCUGUUUUACUAGCCGCUGAGAUUUGCCUUUCCUGUAUCAUGGUCUGUGAAUUUGUUAAGAAUUGUACUUCACCUUAUCUAGGCUGUGAAACUGUCCCACAUACCAGAGAGGGAACAUACUGAGGGCUGCACUGGCAACAAGUUACUCAAUAACAUCGGAGUCUAGAAGAUCUUUCAUGUGGGCUGUGAAACUAUUUAGAGAAUGUCAGCCAUCAGAAGAGAAAGGUGGUGGUGGUGGCGGAACGUUUUAGUCUGAAUUCUGUGCUGCUGAAGGGGGAUCGGUCAGGAUGGAAGCCCUUCCUAAGAACGAGAUUAUGACAAGGAGCAGUGCAGAAUUUCGGAGGCCAUUCAAGGGGCGAGCUGAGCUGUGAGAACCACUUGUGCUCUCUGCUUGGUGGUUCCUUGCAGUCAGUCCUACAAAAUGCUGACCAUCCCAUCUCAUUCCUACAAAGUACUUUAAACAUGUGAUUUAGUAUUAAACAUAAUGGCAGCUUAAUCUACAAACCACUUCAAGCCAGGAAAUUAACUUUUGACUCUGUGGUCCCAUUCAACAAAAGUUCCAGGACAAUGGGACUUCUAAGCCUGAACGUCCAUCCUAUGGACUCUGAUGAGAGUGUUCCUGCUGGAAGCUCAAACUGAGAAUGUUAUUUUGCUGCAACAGGCUAGAGUGAUCAGAUAGUUGCAGGAUCAGGACCACGGUACAAAGGGUCAGCUACUGAUUUCUAAAGGGGAACCUAUUUGAACUGAGCAAAGGCUUUGAAGGGCCAAUCAAACAUGAGCACCUCAGCAUAUCCACGAUGCUUGCACAUGGCAAAGGGCACUUUUAGCGCGCACAUACACACACUGUGUGAACCACAAGAUUUAAGAUUCCUCAGUUUAUGGCCCUCAACUGGCUUCUCUAUCUUAUUUGCUUUUGUCUUGGCCUGUGCAUGAGCUCUUAAAGUGCAAAAAAGGAGAACUCUACAUUCUCUGUUUUUGAGCAUAUAGUGGGAGAAGAGUUCAAAGUAGGGGGUGGUAGAUCAAAGUAUUUCACACUCUGUGUCAGUUUUGCAUGUGUUCAUUCAUAGGCAAUUUCGAUCCAUUUCAGCAUUUAGCUGUGUUUUUUUUAAAAAAAAAUUCCACACAAAAAUGUAAAUACAUAUUUAAAUAUGUAUUUGGAACACAUUUUCUCAGAAAAUCCACAUUUCUAAACAUACUUUCUCCCAAAGUCGGCAUUUCUAAAAUCAUUUUAUUCUAAACUACGCAUUUUGAUGCAUUCUUUGAGCCAAGAACUGCAUCACAAAAUUGGGAGAAACGCAAGAUCCAGAGGAUAAUGAUCCACACCUUAAUCCAGGAGGGGUGGAUCAGGUCGGUUCAUAUUGGACUUUGCAGGGAAUGGAUUCCUCCGACCUGCCUAGUUCCAAGAGCCCUUUGCCUGUGUCCUUGAGUGAGCAGCCAGGGGCUUAAUAAGGGGAGGCCUUUGUUGAACCAUUUCUUCCUGUUCACAAUGCGGAGAAGAGUAUUAAGGAGUCUUUUUCUUGCGCCAACACAGUCAUGUAAAAGAAAGUGCCUGAGGUGCACAAGGGGGGGAAAGAGCCUUGGAAUCAGGAGCUGUACAGAAGGCCAAAGAGGAACAAAGCCCUUCUCCCCACCCCCAUUCCCUGGGACAGCCUCCCAUGCCAUAGGUUCAUUUCCUAUGGAAUGCUGGGAGUUGCAAGUCUAAAACUUCUGUAGAUCUAUUUUGCCCGCCCCUUGUUAUGAUGCGGCAGUACAGUGGGCAUUUCCCACUUGAGGGGUGGAUUUCACAUGAUGUGACCGUAGCUGACUCCGUUCAAGACAAAGAAGCAAUGGAAGCUUAGCCUGACUGGAAUCCACAGCAUAGCUUUAACGACACAGGGCCCAUUCGUGGAGGGCUUGUAGAUUCAGGGCUCUCUCAUUGAUUUGCUGAGUUCCCACCUCAAAGCAUCAAUGGCAGCCAAAUGUAUACAGGCCACCCCACCUCCUUGG
Elgaria multicarinata webbii is the source of this 6500-nucleotide messenger RNA. It is a transcript of the gene ARID5B, whose product is annotated as AT-rich interaction domain 5B. Lineage: Eukaryota; Metazoa; Chordata; Lepidosauria; Squamata; Anguidae. The transcript has 10 exons. Gene Ontology annotation, molecular function: transcription cis-regulatory region binding. Bases 60 to 3608 code for a protein of 1182 amino acids. Gene Ontology annotation, cellular component: nucleus. Gene Ontology annotation, biological process: regulation of transcription by RNA polymerase II. The record is from RefSeq and is a predicted model, not a curated record.